Polychytrium aggregatum is the source of this 2048-nucleotide messenger RNA. RefSeq lists its product as uncharacterized. NCBI's taxonomy places the organism in Eukaryota, Fungi, Chytridiomycota, Chytridiomycetes, Polychytriales. Bases 162 to 1637 code for a protein of 491 amino acids. Gene Ontology annotation, biological process: regulation of DNA-templated transcription. Gene Ontology annotation, molecular function: RNA polymerase II cis-regulatory region sequence-specific DNA binding; DNA-binding transcription factor activity, RNA polymerase II-specific. The record is from RefSeq and is a predicted model, not a curated record. The transcript has 4 exons.
CCUAUAUAUCUCGCCUAUCCGCCCCUCCGACUCUUUCUGCUUUUGCCUCUUCUUCCCGCACCGCUCCAUCGCUGUCUCGCAGAUCUCGUCCAAGCCCGAUCAAGCCGUCUCCCGAGCCCGAGCCGCCGCUCCCGCUCAGUCCCUUCCCUCGCCUCGUAUUUAUGAUAGACUUUCUCCAAUAUACCAACCCCGCCAUGCAGCCGCCGAUGUACCAUCCCGUCGCCCCCUCAAGUAGGCCCCUGACCUCGGCUCCGGCACAGCCCCAGGCGCUCUCGAUCUCGACCUUCCCACAAGGCCAAUCCCUCUACGGGAUGCAGGCUCUUUCUCCCACGGGGCUCACGGCCCCUCAACGCACCGUCGUCGGCUCCUUCUAUCCCUCCCACGCUGCCGACAUGGCCAAUCCUGCUUCGGUCUCGCCCUUUGGCCAGUACCCGCCGGCGUCGACCCCCAACCCGGCUGCCGCUGCUGUGGGUGCGGCUCCCCUCGGCCCUUCAACAGACCCUCGUCGCCCCUACCCGUCGCACCCAUCGGCCUCCUCCGGCUAUGUCGCCCAAGUAUCGCCCUCGUCCUACGGCAGCUCCUCGAGCCCUUCUCCUCUGGUGCCGGACUCGAACAGCCUGUACGGCCCUGCUGGCUCGCUCGCCCGUUCCCACCACUCCGCCUCGACGACCGUCCGCCCAAGCUACCACCCGCACAGCUACUCGCCCUACCCAACCAUGCCGCUGCUGACCCGGCCGUUUUCGCCUUCCUCGGCGGACAACUCGCAGCGCAACCUGGCCCUGGCACAGUCGCCGUCGCAUCCGGUCUAUGUAUCGGCGCCUGGCUCAAACCUGCCCGUCCUGUCGGCCCCGGUGGCCGCGCGCACGGCGUCGCAGUCGAUCCACCACGAGUACUCAGCCCAGCCCUUUGGCCACUCGCCCUACGGCUCCUCCAGCACCAUUGUCAGCGCCGGCAGCAGCUCUCUCCUGGGAUCCUCGACAGGCCCUCUUGCCUCCCCGCCCAUCGUCACGGCCGCUGCGGCCGCUGCCAUCACCGCUGGAGACCACCGUAUCGGCCCCAUCCUCUCGUACGUCGGCCCCCAGCAGGCACUGCCCACCGCCACGGGCGAGCCCUUCUACAUGGGCGCCGGUGUGGCUCCCCCAAUCUCGGCCUCGAACUUUGGCGACGGCACCCCGAACUAUGCGGACGAGAUGGCUUUUGGCCGCACUUCCUUCGAGACCACGCCGGACUCGGGACAGACGAUUUCCCCAGCGAUGGAGCACUACUACCCUGAGCCUCAGUAUACCAUCCGAGGCGGCCACUACGAGAUGAGCGGUGUCGAUCCCUCCACCUACAACCACAUGUCUCAGAACAUGAUUUCGUGUCCUCAUGACGACUGCACCCGCACCUUCUCGAAGCAGACCCACCUGCGUGCCCAUCUCAAGUCGCACCAGAACGAACGGAACCAUCAAUGCAACACCUGUGGCUCGACUUUCCGCCGUUCGCACGAUCUUCGGCGCCACGAGCGUUCGCUUCACUCGACAGACCGCCCCUAUGAGUGCCUCGUGUGCCACAAGACGUUCUCGCGAAUGGAUGCCCUCAAGAGACACUCGAUGCGGUCCAAGGGACCUUGCAAAACCGACUCGACAGAGCCAUAAGCCUCUUUGCCUUAGCGCUUUCUCUUGGCGCUCUCGUGUCUUCCUCAAGACUGUGACGCGCCAGAGUAGUCCCAGGCUGCUCGCCAUCUGUGCUAUUCCUCCCCCCGUUCCUCCUAAGCACCUCGGUUUUGGUUUUCGUCCUCCCCUCUGCUCUUGCUUCGUUCUUGCUCCCUUCUCCGUCUUUGUUGCGCGAACGCCCUCCGCCCCCUUCGCUUGGCCGCUUAUCCUUUCGCAGCGCUCGCCCCGUCAAACCUCUCCCAGUAUCUGCUGAGCUGUGGCAGCCCAGCUCGAGCUGGCGAUGGACCCGAGGCAAAACCCCCCACCUAUCCUGGUCCUUAUCCCUCAUCUAUAUUUGUGAUUUGCCUCGUCUCUUUGAAGCCCUCAUCGCUAUCUCUGUUCCUGAUCCCUCCC